Symbiodinium sp. CCMP2592 is the source of this 4647-nucleotide messenger RNA. Lineage: Eukaryota; Dinophyceae; Suessiales; Symbiodiniaceae. The record is from the annotation of a GenBank genome assembly.
AUGGCGACACGAUGGGCAGUCGUGGUGAUCCUGUCCCAAACGGCCUCACCAUUGCUGCUGAACGUGCGCCUGCCUGCGGAGCUCAGAGGCAUCAGUUGCAUUCAGGACCUUCCCACUACACGAAUGGGGAUGCCAUCUUCUUCCCUCCUCGAGCCGUUGUCAUUGCAGCAGCAGGCAGAGGAGCUUUUCGAACUCCUGUUGAAACUCCUUCGGCAAGCCGUUGGGGCGUACAAUGAUGGAGGCCGUGCUAAGGCACCUCAGCUGAUCGGUGCAGUUGGUGCUAUCGCAAGGCAGCGACCGAGCAUGCUGCCCGCAUGCCUCGACGUCUUCAGGGCAAUUCUGCUGUUCAAAGAUGCGCUUGGAGCACAAGUCCAUGCUGAGAUUCAGAAGCUCGUGGCAGCGGAGAUUCAGCUCUUCGUUGCUUCCGGGCUAACCACGGAGUGGUCUGCAGAUCUCCUUGAUCUAUGUGACAGAACUGCUCAGUCCGGUUCCUUGGAAGAGUUAUCCACACAGGCCAAGUACAAGCAGAUCAGCACGGUCACUGAUGACUUGGACGUUGCCUCUCGUGCAACCAAACGGGCCAGAAGAACAGAGUCAUCGAAGCACGUCUGGACCUGGCAAUGCGGUGACGGGACAAUGGCCGAAGAUGUGAUCUUUGAUGCAGAUGCUUUGCUGUCCGGUGAAGCAGAGUCAACUUGCAGGCGUUUGGAAGACUAUUUCGGGUUGCCAAGUCAGCGGGAGCCAGCCGGGCACGUUCCUGGUCCAGCAGUGCUGGCGACCAAGAUCAGCAGUCAGGCUGAGCUCGCUCGCAUAGCACUUACAUCCUUGAGCUCGCUGUCGGUGCAGCGUAGCCUUCAUCGAGAACGUGCUCAUGAAAAUGCCGUUGCCUUCUCCGAUCCUGUUCCGGGGCACGGAUCGAACGGGGCAUCGGAACCGGACGCGUUUCAAGAGCAGUUGUCUCUGCUGAUAGAUGGCAAGGCGGCCUCCCGGAUUGAACCCGACAAGCCUGAAGAGCCUGGGGCACGCGAUCCGAGGGCAGCACUAUCUGCGGACCGUUCGAGUGUUGAUGGGAGCGAUGCCUCACACCUUGUGCCGAUGGAAAUUGGGACGGUGCAACUUCCCAAAGACGUGCGUGCAAAGGAUGCUUUGCAGUUGAAGCUGUAUGAGGAGAUUUUGGCCAGCUGGAGCAGAAUGGACACGUCGCUUCUAAAAUGCUGUCUGCUGCCAUCGCAGCUCGCCGCGUAUGAGCAAGUCAGCCGACAGGUUGCCUUGCACCUUGCAGCUGGUCCAAGGACAGCCUUGCAACCAGAUUUGCAGCGUUCCAUGUGUCAGGCCUACGUGCUGCGUACCUUCGACUCAUUGAAGGCUUCCCUGCAAUCAGCGAACAAGGUGGGGGCAUCAGCGGCCAUGGAUCAGCUCGUGGAGCUGUUCUACGCGAAGUUUUCCGCGGAUGUUGCCCGGUUUCAGGAGUCCGCAGUUGGAACAAGUGCACCUCUCCGUGAAAUCUUGGAGGCAGGUGGAUCUUCCAGGCGUCUUGCAGGGACCAGCUUCACCUACGCGGAGCUCUUCGACAUGUGCCUGGCUGAGUUCGAAAAGCGAGAUGUUCCCAGGCGUGAGUUGAGAAAUUUCCUCGGUGAGCUCCCGGCGGUGCCUGUUUCUGCUUUCCGAGCGCUUGAAGCACAAUGCCAGCUUGCAUCGGCUCGAAAGAUGGCUUUGCUUACCAUUCUGGCAUUAAUCGAAGGCAAGCCUGCCUGCCGGUGGCGUGGCCUUCAGCUGCUCCUGAAGUUGGCCUUCUCCUCUGGGGAGGAUUCGGUUCGUUUCGACACCAUUCGACUGAUCAUCAACAAGAUCUACGUUGCCGGACCAAGGGCUGCCAUGCGGUGGCAGCUCCCUCACCUCACCGAUGAGGAGGCGUUGCCACUCAUGGCAGAUGGCGAGGGGACCGCUGACGGGUCCAGCUGGGACCUGUCGGACCCUGACUUCUUGCCACUGCAGAGGCUUCGUGGGCGAUGCAUCGAGGAUGUUGCAACCAUCAUGUUGCGCUCCGUCGCAACCCGUGAGGGUAAGGAGGGUGACUUCCGGCACAAGCUCGGCAUCCCCUUCCGCUUGGAGCAGACACGUGCGGAUCUCUUCAAAGGUGCAAUCUGCGCACCCAAAGACAGGGUUUGGCUCUACCUGGCACUUUGCAUCAAGAGGCCAAUCUUGAUGCACGGGCUCGUCGAGACUUUCAUCCAGUGCGAUGCCGCGAUGAAAGACCACUUGAUCAAUUCCAUCGAGGAGGCAGUCAGAUAUAUUCCUGUCGGAGAGCAGGAGCUGCUAGUUCUCGUGCAGAAGGCAACUCCACAGACAGAGGCGCUGGUCCUCAAGAUGCUCAACAUCAUGAUGACAAGCAGGGGCAAGGAACCAUUGCUUCCAGGCUUCGGCGAAGCUGUUGUGCGUCUCUACAAGGAAACUCAGAACCCUCGCUUGCUCGUUCCCGUUUUCGACAUGCUGGAUCGAAACACCUUGCUGGACUACCUGCCCUCGGUCUUGCAAUUGGAGGCCGACCUUGUGACUGAUGCUUUCCGGCUUGUUAUUGGCGCGCGCUCCCCCCCACUCAGUGUGACGGAGCUACUCACAGAGCUUCAUCACAUUAACAGUCCAGGUGAAAACAUUGUACCUAUCCAGUCUUCUAUGCAAGCGCUCAACAUCGUAUUUGGCAUGCGGGACCAAUUUGACCCCAAAGUCUACGGAAUUGUUAUUCAGUCACUUGUUGAAGAGCCUGGGCCGCUUCCGCAACUCUUCAUGCGCACGGUGAUUCAAGUUGUCAAGGAGCUUCCUCGUCUUUCAGAUUUUGUCGUUGUGGAAAUUCUUCCUCGACUUGUUCGACAAGAGGUUUGGGGCGAUGAGAGGAUGUGGAGAGGCUUCAUGAUUGUGCUGCAGCACACGUUCGCAAGCCAGUCGACCGGAGCUGCGAGAGUGCUGUCCAUGCUGCCAAUCUCCCAGCUGGAGGACAUUGCACAGUCGCAGUCCCGCUUGCGCAGCGCACGUCGUGCACAGGACGUCUUGGUGCAGCAUCCUGAUUGGAAAGCACAGCUGCGCGAAUUUGUUGCAAGACAGCCUCCGGGCAUGGACCUGCCGCGAUUGCUUUUCUUUCUUGGUCUGAGUGGUGUGCAGAUUGCCGGUCUGGCUGGGCAGGAUCUUCCGAGCCAGCUUUGGUCCACAGCGCGCAGUUCUGCGGAGAAUGCAAACUGGGAGCAGGGCCCGGAGGCAAGCAGGUCUGCCGCCAGCGACUGCAUGGUUCAUCAAAUCUCGCGAAUGCAUGCUGCCAUGAACCAGGUUCUGGCACAUGAACGGGCCAGACACGCAUCAGAGAUUUCCUUGAUCCUACGCAGGGUUGAGAAGGACUUGAAAGACACCUUCCACCAGGUCGGAAAUACUGUCAGGGGAUUGGCGCAGAAGGUGCACAUCCUGACACAACAGGUCGCAGCUCAGAACAAGGCGUUGGAGGAAGCGAAGGACUUUGCGUCGUCCCAGGUGCAUCCGGAUGUGCACAUUCUCCGUCAAAGUGAUCAACGUGAUUACCUGGAUGUGAAUUGCGAGGAGGCAACUGCUGGUUUUCAAUGGGUCGAAGAGCGUGAGCUGGCACUCAGAGACGAAAUUGCCAAUUUGCGAGCGAAGCUCCGCUCGUACGAGCAUGGACAAAAAGGCUUCCUACCGCAAAUGGCAAAGAUGUCUUCAUCGUGGACGCGCCAUGCAGGUAAGGAACGUAUUCCUGAGGCCAAGGUCUACGACCUGUCUGCACUGCUUCGAAAGCCCGAUGCUGUUCAGACAGAAGUUGCGAUUGCCGCGCCAUCAUGGCCUGUCAGACCGAAGUGCAAGGCAGGAGACGAUCCCAAAAGGCAGAGUCGCCGUGACCGGCGCAUCCCGAAACAAAGACUGAGGGAUGUAGACAGUCUCAUGCCUCUCCUCGAGAAGGCGCUGCCACCACUGUGCCUGUUGUCCGAUGUUUUUUCCCAGCUUCGGAGCAGCGGCUGCUUCAGUGCUGUAACCCUCACGACUGCCCUGGAAAUGUCGGCGGCAGACGCGCAUUCAGUGCUCAGCAACAUCGCAUUCCUGUUUCGGCAUGCUGCUCCAAAACUACAAGGCCUGUCCAGCCUGGUACUCUCGCUGCAGGAGAUGUCGAGGCUACAUGUGGCGAGUGGAGCGACUCCACCGGCAUUAGGCCGUGACCGAACUCAGGGGGUGCGGGAGGACAGCCUCUUGCAGACAAUCACAGGGAGUGCCCAUGUCGAGCGACACGAUGUCGUGGGCAUUAGCGUCGACAUCCUGCAGCAUUCUGAGCCGGACGGCAAGGAGCCUUUCCAGACCCAGAAACUUGCUCAGCGCAGCGCCAAGACUGUGUCGGGCGUGGCUGUGGUCUGCAACGCUGCCCUGCUGCCAAGGAUGUGCAGUCAUUGUGGCCGUCGCAGCCUCAAAUCCAAGACCCGCAUAGCCCCACGCAGACCAAAAUUUGCCUGCCAUCCCCGAGCAUCGGUGCUUCGAAACCGGCCGAGCAACGUCUCCUGUGCACGCCUGCCAGCAAACGGCAAACGUCCACAGCUAUGUGAUGGGUGGCCUGGAGAUAGACGCUGCAUGAGAUGUGGUGUCUUCUUAGUCAUCAUCUGA